This is a messenger RNA of Myiozetetes cayanensis, 8116 nucleotides long. It is a transcript of the gene GAL3ST2, whose product is annotated as galactose-3-O-sulfotransferase 2. Bases 5739 to 7118 code for a protein of 459 amino acids. Gene Ontology annotation, biological process: glycolipid biosynthetic process; glycoprotein biosynthetic process. The transcript has 4 exons. NCBI's taxonomy places the organism in Eukaryota, Metazoa, Chordata, Aves, Passeriformes, Tyrannidae. Gene Ontology annotation, cellular component: membrane. Gene Ontology annotation, molecular function: galactosylceramide sulfotransferase activity. The record is from RefSeq and is a predicted model, not a curated record.
GCUUGUUUUAUGUAAUACACUUAUCCCAAACAGCAUCAGCUUAUGGCCUCUUUAGUGAUGCCAACUCCAGGCUGUCCCAAAUAGACAUCAGUGUUGUCCCACGUACAGGUUUGCAGGCCUGGAAAGACUGACCAGAGAAGUGAGGGUGCCUGGAGACCCAGCUUCUGGAUUUUAUCAAAUGGAGGGGAAAUGCCAGCAGCCAGGCUGAGGGAAGGGAUCCCAGGACAUCUGUCUGGCUGGGACAGACUGUAGGCAUGCCAGUAUUUCCUGCUUCUUGACUUCCAGUCUCUCCCUGACAGCAAGUCAUGAUUGGUUCUCACAGAGGAUGUAAAAUUAACCCUCCCAACCUGGCUGGAUAGAGAUAAUAACAGUGAUGUUAAAAUCACUCAGAGGGAUAGUCCAAAAGGAUGGGGCUUGGAGCAGCCUGGUCUAAUGCAAGGUGUCCCUGCCUAUGGGAGGGAGGUGGAACAAGAUAAGUUUUAAGGUCCCAUCCAGUCCAAAGUAUCCUGGGAUUCCAAGCUGGGAGUUCUGUGGACCCUGGAGGAACAACAGGCCUUGCAGAGGGAUCUGGAUAGAUGGACCAGUGACAUGAAAUUUAACGAGUCCAAGUGCCAGAUGUUGUGCCCAAGACCAAGUGACGCUGAGCACAAGUGUAAAUUGGGAGAGGAACGGCUGGGAAGCAGCCCUGCAGAAAGGAUCUGGGAAUGCUGGUUGACAGUAGCUCAGUAGGAACCAGGAGGGCAAACGGCAUCCUGGGGGCAUCUCACACAGCACGGCCAGCAGGGCAGGAGAGGGGAUGUCCCACUGUGCUCAGCACUGGUGUGGCCUCACCUGGAGCCCUGUGUGCCAGGGUGGGCCCCAUCAUCAAAGAUGAUGUGAAGGUACCUGAAUGUGUCCAGAUAAGGACAACCAUGCUGGUGCCAGGGCUGGAAGACAUGUCCUGGGAGGAAGCUGAGGGCUCUGGGUUUCUCUGGUUUGGAGAGGAGGCUGAGGGGUGACCUCAUCACUCUCUGCAGCCUCCUGAGGAGGGGACGUGGAGAGGGAGGUGCUGAUCUCAUGGGAACGGCUCAGAGCUGUGCCAGGGGAGGUUCAGACUGGACAUUACAGAGUGAAUAACCAAAUACUGCAACAGGCUUCCCUGUUGAUGCCCCCAGACUGUCAGUGUUCCAGAGGGAUCUGGACAAUGCUGUAACUUUAGGACAGCCCUGAACUGGUCAGGCAGUUGGACCAGAUGAUUGUUGUAGGUCCCUUCCAGCUGGACUGUUCUGUUCUAACAUGGACUUUGUAGGUUUGGAGUUUUGGUUUUAUUUGCUACAGUCUGUAGCAAAUAAAAUAGCAAAUAGACUAUUUUGAAAUAACAGAAGGGAUUGUAAUGUAUGGUUUGUUGUACAAAACCACAUUGUCACCCUUCUGCUACAGAUGGCAGUGAGUCAUCUGGUCUACUCAGUGCUUACUUGUCAUAUCCGUAUUUACUGACACAUGUCACUCUUAACCCAGGCUCUGUUGUAUCCAAACGAAGGUAAUGAUUGGGAAGAGCCUAGGGAUUCUCCCAAGGUAAAUAGUGUCACUAACCUGACCACCUUCUACAAUGAAAUGACACUUUCCGUCAACAUGGGUGAGGCGAAUGAAUCCAAGCAGAGACAGAUGUUGUCCAGGCAGCCCAACCUCAUAACUUUUUUACCCCAUAUAUACACAGGAUAGCAAGGCAGGCCAGAUAAUUCUUAUCCCCACACAGGAUCACACAACUGCUUUCAGUGACAAAGAACAGUCAUGCCUCAAACGGCUUUCCAGUUUGACCUUGUGAUUCUUUUCCAACACACUAAUCUUAGCUCUGACCAGCUCAGGACCACCAUAUUUUUGCUUUAGUAUUUUCUUCUUCUUUUAUCAUCCAGGUGGCUGGUGGUGUCUGUCUAGCUGCCCCUGCAUGUGAGGAAAGCAGUGGAUGUCAGCAAAGCCCUUGAUGCUCUUUCCCAUAGUCUUGUCCAGGGUGGGCAGGGGUUUGAGCAGCCUGGUCUGGUGGAAGGUGUCCACCUGCCCAUGGCAGGGGAGUUGGAACGAGGUGAGCUUCCAGCCCAAACCAUCCUGUGAUUCUCCUGGACAAGCUGGCAAGUCACAGAGCAGCUGGGUGGGCUGUGGGACAGGUCGGAAGCUGGCCGUGCUCAAAAGGUGCUCACUGGUGGUUUUUACUUUGGUGUACCGGUUUGGGAAGGCUUGUUGGAUGCCAUGAGGGUAGGACACAGUAGCUGUAUUCUCUGCUAGCUGCUUUUCAGUGAUUUUGGCUCUUCUGCAGAGUAGUGACAUAAAUGUUCCAUCCAGAGCCUUUUCCUUGGAAGAAAAAUCAUCCUAAGGGGUCAGUUUUCUUCUGUUUUAGCCCAGAACACAAUCUCUAUGUGGCUGGGAGUUCUUGGAUUGCACUGAGGAUGCUGGCUUAUGCUUGGCACUGUAUUGCAAACACCCUUCCCGAUACAAUUCUAAGAUCACACCUCUCUCAGCUUGGCCACAUGGAUGCUUUUGACAGCAAUACCUCCAUGUGUUACGUGGCCUGCCAGUAUCUAGUCCGGCCUACUGUCUUGUCCCUUCAACUCUUUCUCUCUGCUAUGGCACACUCCCCACCUCUCCCUUCAUUCCUCAGGACCAGCUAGAGAGGAACUACCGACCCCUUCUUGGGUGAAGCAGAGUGAACAAUGCUGUCCUUAGCAAAAAGGGAGAAUUUCUUCUCAGAAAGAAUUAGACAUCAGAAGGGGCUAUCCAGGGAGGUGGUGGGGUCCCCAUCCCUGGAGGUGUCCAAGGAAUAACUGGACGUGGCACUCAGGUCUGGUUGACAAGGUGGGCAUCAGGCACGGGUUGCACUCAGUGAUCUUGGAGGUCUUUUCAACCUACAUGAUUCUAGAAUCCUGUGGUUCUGCGAAGGAGAAGACAGCCCAUGAAACACAAUCAGGCUGUGCUGCUUGGAUGUGGGGUGAUGCAAAAAUAUGAAAAGUCUAUGAUAUUUUGGGGGAAAAAUAUGCAGGAUUUGCUUUCUGCCAGGAUAAGCUGAUGCAUCUCGUUCUUUCCAAAUCAGACUGUUUAUAUUCUCUGCCUUUUCCCUACACCAUUCUUUCUCUUUUUUCCCCUUAACUACUGACCAUCACUGUUUAAAAUACAGGCUUUCCACAUGAAAGGCUCUUUUUGGGAAACGGAACUUUCCAUACUCCUGUUUUCAGCUACAUACGGAGAGAGUGCUCGGGAGGGAGUCAAGGCUGACACACAACCUGGUGCUGUGGCCAGGGAAAUUCUGGCACAGCUCCGUUUAACCAUCCUCCUUACAUGUGAAGAUCCUAAAGCUCCAUGUAAGUUUUACUGUUUCACUGAACAAUAGGGCAGUUCCCUGAGGGAAUAGAAGGAAGGAGUUAUUGUAGGGUUAUUUUACAGGAGCUUUCCAAGACAUUAAAUGCCAGCAUUACUCCUCUGUUCCAUGUUCUCAGUGAUGGUUUCAAAUAGUGGUGCACUGUUGUACAGGGGGGAGUGACAGGGUUGGGUACAUGCCUGUGUAUUUUUACAAAGAAUCAUUGUGCCAGGGACAUCUUGUCCAAAAUUCUAUAUUUUUCUGGGACAGUCUUAAAUAUUAGGAUGAUGUGGAUGCUCCACACUUUGGAGCAGUGGUCUUCUGGCACAGUGAGGAAGCACUUGGCCCUCUGUACUGCUUUUGCCUCUCUCUGUACUGGUUUUUGGCUGGGAUACAGUUAAUUUUCUUCACAGUAGCUGGUCUGGGGCUGUAUUUGGAGCAGUGAUGGAAGCACUGGGAUGUUGUAGCUGUUGCUGAGUGCUGCUUGUACAGUGUGAAGGUUUUUUCUGCUCCUCACCCUGCCCCACCUGUGAGGGGCUGGGGUGUGGAAGGAGCUGGGAGGGGACAUAGCUGACCCCGCUGGACCACUGGGAUAUCCCACGUGUAGGACGCCAUGCUUGGCAAUAAAAGCUGGGGAAGGACGAAGGAGGGCAUUCCCAAGUCACCUUUACACCUGAUGGAGCCCAGCUUUCCCAGAACAGGAAGCUUUGUUUCCCUUCAUCACAACCCAUGAGUUUUUGCACUUUCACCCCUCUGAUUGUCCCCAUCCUGCUGUGGGGGUGCAAGCGAGCGGCUGCAUGGGGCUGAGCCUCCCCCCUGCCCCAGGGACUGCCCCCCAACACGGAGCAGAGCCAGUCUGGAGCUGUGAAUCCAGCAUCCUGCCCCAACUCACUAAUCCUAUGUCAGCUGGCUGGCCUUCUCUGCCCUGCUUUCCGAGCAGCCCAACCCCCGUGAAGUCAAGUGUUCCUGCCUGGCAUCGUUUUGGGGUUUUUUGGUGUAACCAAACCUGACGAUUCAUGUACAACAGCCCGGGAGAGAGCAAUGAAUCAAUUGUAAAAGUGUAAAAAAUGGGCUUUUGUGAUCCCUGGGCUCUACCAGCUCCUGAGCAAGAAGUGGCACAGCUGACGUGUGUAAUGUAACAGGAGAAGGAGGUCGAUGAAAUGUGCCCCCCCCCGCCAGCAGCACCGGGUGCUGUGCCAAGAGUAACCCUAGAAAUUCUCUGUAAAAGAGCACAUUGACUCGUGUUCUACCAAGAAGCUCAAGGAAAGCAACCCUACACCUUGCUAAUCUCUGAUCUUGGUAAGCACUGGGGUUGGGGCUGGCCUGGGGAAGCUGUGAUUUAGAAGGAAAUGCUGCGUAUUUGGGCACUCUGAAGGCAGAGCACCGUGGGUGAAGGAUCCCAGAGUUCGGAGGACUUGGCUGUUGGUGAGGCAGGUUGGGGCACACAUACGAGGUUUGGAAAGGUGGCACUGUGGGUGGGGAGGGAAAGGGGACCAGCAGGAGAUGCACGGAACGUGGCAUGGCCAUAAAAGACAAAAAGCAACAACUUAAUCCCCCCUGAUUCAGGCUGAGAGAUGUGGGUACACUUUUGCCCAAAUGAGGAGAGCAUGGGCUUCAUCUCUGCGUGGGGAACAGGGAGACGACCCCACUUCCAGACCUGCAGGACAAAUCCUGUUCUCUCCAGGGCAAUUUGCAACUGUCAAACCCACUUUGUCUAGUGCUGGUGUACAGCAGCCUCGGUGGAAUUUUAAAUUCCUGCAUAAUGCAGGUUGGAAUGGUUGUUAACACCAGGAAGUAAUUUUGCAAACAAACCAUAAAAUAAGACCCAUUUAGGGGCAAGAGCCUCUCCCCCCACCAAGGCCUGGGUGCAGUCAAGUGUCGAAGCCCUUACCUUCCAGCUACAAUAAUUGCAUUUUUACCAGAAGUCUAAAUGUUUUAAGAGGAAUUUGGAGUAGGUGAACGCCACCCCUGUUUUGCUGAUGUCCCUAAUUUCCUCCUGCCGAAUGUGUCUGGCCGGGAAUUACAGUCCUAACUCACUGUGCAAGAAGCAGAGGAAAGGCACAGCUGACCACGGCGGCCCCAGACAAUGUGACAUUCGGGGUCACAAAUGGACCAAUGCCCUCCACCAGCACCCUGCCUGGAUCCCGCUGUGAGCCCCCCACACCUCCUGCAGCCAGGAGAGAGGUGGGUCCCCACUAAGGGGUCCUUGCCCAACCUUUCCUUCCCUGCAAAGCUCUUGAGAACGCUGUGUCCUGGGGCAGCUUUUUAUACCUGUGUUGAUGUCCUGCCACAUCAGAGCUUUCCAUGGCUUAUUAAUUAACUCCCACCCACUCUGGGGAACACCUAGCCACUCCCUUUGCCCUCAUCUUUAUCCUCCCUUUGUCCUCACCUAGCCAUUUAUAGCAGCGAGGGGAUGCUAGAAAUAGGCACGUGGCCACUAAGAGGCAGAGGAGAUGAAAAGGGUACUGGAAUCGAUUUGCAAAUGAGACAUUUCCCAGCUCACAGCAGCAUGAAAAGCCCUGGGUGCACUCCAAGGCAUAUCAGAUGUCUCAUCAUUUUCAGCCUUUUAGUGGGACUUAUCUUCCUGUCAGGAUUCUUCCAUAUGAAGGAUUACAGAACCUCAAACUUCCACGAGGAUCAAGCAGUCACCUUCCUGCAGAACCUCGAACAGCCACUGCUGACCCCUCCCACGCCGUGCCAUGCCAAGACAAACGUCAUGUUCCUCAAGACCCACAAGACAGCCAGCAGCACCGUGCUCAACAUCAUGUUUAGGUUUGCAGAGAGGUACAACCUCACUGUCGCCCUCCCUGCUGGCCAGCUCUACCACCUGGGCUACCCGAGGAAUUUCAUGGCCCACUUUGUGGAGGAUUUUGAAGCCAUAGGCCAAAACUACAACAUCAUGUGCAACCACAUGCGGUUUAACCCCUUGGAGGUGCAAAAGGUGAUGGCACCCAACACCUUCUACUUCUCCAUCCUGAGGAACCCCAUUUCUCUUCUGGAGUCUUCCUACAUCUACUACAAGCACUACGUCCCUGCCUUCAGGAGCUCCAAGGACGUGAACGAGUACCUGGCGUCACCCACGCAGUAUUACCACCCCGCGGAUUACGGGCAGAACAUCUACGCCAGGAAUAUCAUGUGGUUUGACUUUGGCUACGACAACAACGCGGAGGACAGCACAAACUAUACCCAGGCCGUCCUGGAGGAGAUCGAGCAGAACUUCCACCUCAUCCUUAUAGCAGACUACUUUGAUGAGUCCAUGAUCCUCUUGAAGCACACUUUGUGCUGGGAUAUGGAUGAUGUAAUUUACUUCAAGCUCAAUUCCAGGAGUCAGGACACUGUCCAGACCUUGACUCCAGAAAGUGAGGAGCGGAUAAAAGCGUGGUGCUCGUUGGACUGGAAGCUCUACCUGCACUUCAACCAGAGCUUCUGGAGGAGAAUUGAGGAGACCAUAGGGCUGGAGGUGCUGGAGAAGGAGGUGGAUCACCUGCGAACCAGACAGAAGGAGCUCAUGGAGACCUGUCUCUUGGAGCAGGAGGCAGUGGAGAAGGGUCACAUCAGGAACAAAGCUCUCCAGCCUUACCAGUCAGGGGCUGCAAAUAUCCUGGGGUACAACCUCAAACAAGACUUGGACAACAGGACUCUGAGAACCUGCCAGAAAAUGGUCAUUCCAGAGCUCCAGUACACAUCCUACCUUUACGCUGUCCAACACCCACACAAGAAGGGGAAGGAGCUGGGAUUGCCGUUGCCGUGGACCAUUCGCCAGGAGAGGGUGCAGCUCCCAGAUACCAACUAGGACACAUGAUAACCCACUGUGGCUUCCCACUGCUUUGCAUCACCCCGUCUGGCAUGUGACUGAUCCACACAAGACAGGACUCUUGUGCGUGAGAGGGAGGCAGUGGGGGCUUUGUUCAGGGUCACCAAGUUGGUGGUUGAUCCCUUUUUGGGGACCUUGAACCAAAGGCUCUUCAUUGGUCAGAUCCUGUGUGAUCCUUCUUGCCUGUUCCCAGCUGGGGAGUGCUGGGCAGGCUGCAGCUGGUGUAGGCAUUCCAGCUUCUUAAUCAUUAAUCACAGAUGUGAUCAUUUGCCUGCGUUUAGUUUCAUUUGAUAUCCAUCCCUACAUCCAGUCUGGUCACAGCUCACUGGAGCAAGUCCUGAUUUUUUGGGUGUAGGGGAGGGGGAAGGGAAACGAGGAGAGCCCAACGAGGGGGUGCAGCUCUCAAAGGAGCAGGAGACGUGUUGGAUGUCCCAUCCAGCAGCAUCCAUGCUCCACAAGGAGUAACCACCAUGCACUGCCAGGGCUGCCUUUGGGAUGGGAGUCCCAAGCAUCUGGCCCAAAGCCAGGCACGCUGGCUGGCUGCCUUUCUCCGUGGCAUGUGAGAUGUUCCUUUCACCUGUGUCACGAGGUGUGGCAGCCUCCGCCCCACGUGGGGGUACCAAGGUGGGAGGACGUUUUAUGAUUUUGCCCCUCUCUCGUGCGAGGGUCCCUGGUCUGUGGGCAGGGAAGCUGCUUUGGGAUCAGCAUCCCUGAAGCCCUUGGCCAGCAUAGGGUUUGUUGGGUCUCCUCUUGCUGUGUUGGCCGAGCUCUCCAGCAGGGAUUAGGAGGGGAUGGGGUGAGGCACAGCUUUGGGCACUCUGGUGCCACCCAGGUCCCUGGGUGGUGCAAGCAGGAGACACUGGCUCAGCUUUAAAGUAUAUUGGCACUGCUGGCACUGAGGGGUGUGCUGGGAACUGGUGACAAGCGGUGACACCACAUCCACGGGGCUGGUGCUGCCAUCUCAACCAACAUUCCUG